Acanthopagrus latus (yellowfin seabream) is the source of this 3975-nucleotide messenger RNA. It is a transcript of the gene nsun4, whose product is annotated as NOP2/Sun RNA methyltransferase 4. The transcript has 8 exons. Gene Ontology annotation, molecular function: methyltransferase activity. NCBI's taxonomy places the organism in Eukaryota, Metazoa, Chordata, Actinopteri, Spariformes, Sparidae. The coding region runs from base 24 to 1325 and encodes 433 amino acids. The record is from RefSeq and is a predicted model, not a curated record. Gene Ontology annotation, cellular component: mitochondrial large ribosomal subunit. Gene Ontology annotation, biological process: rRNA methylation.
CGCUCUGGUCCAAUCAUCUGUUUAUGUUUCGUGUAAGACCCGCCCACCCGGUCAAAGUGUGCGGAACCUUUGGUUUUGUCUGUCGGAGCGAAGACGGACUGCUGAAACUGUCGCACGGCGUGAUGGCACUGCUGUUGGACACCAGACUUCUGCUGAGAAAAGUGAGAGAUUUAAGGUGUUUUACGCCGAGAAGACACCGAGUGAAAGAAAAGUGGGCUGCCACACGUGCCAAGUACCCUCCCACCACUCUAGCCCUGCAGCACUUUGACGCCACCUACGGCGUCCAGCUGGGGCAGCAGUGGCCAUCAGUCCGAGUUGCCCUGCUGUCAGAGAGGAAAUAUGGAGCCCUGUUCAAUAAUUUCUCCCAUGAUGCUGCUCUGGGAGACUUGGAAGCGCAGGGAUGCAGAGACUUCAUCAGAGACAUAGAUGCAGGGGCUCAGCCAUGCCCGGAGCAAGAAUCAGAGGUAGUCACAGAGGGUGAACCCAUCUGUGUUUCCAUGAAGAAAUCUGACGCUGAUGGUCAGCAACUGUCUCCUCUGCAGCUCAGCCCUCACAUCAAGUGCUUAGUGUUUCCAAGAGGAGACAUCACAAGAUUCAAGCCUGCAAAACCAGACGUGUUGGGGUUGUUGGGUUACUACCUGAUGGACGCAGCGUCGGUGCUGCCAUGUCUCGCACUGAACGUCCAAGAAGGUCACAAUGUGCUUGACCUGUGUGCAGCUCCAGGAGGCAAAAGUCUGGCUUUACUCCAGUCCCAGUGUAUAGGUUUUUUGUGUGUGAACGACUCUUCGGUGUCUCGGACAAUGCGACUGAAAAAAGUCCUACACAGCUACGUUCCUAAGCAGCUUUUGACUGACGAGAAACUACGCAUCACCUCCUUUGAUGGCACCAAGUGGGGGGAAAUCGAGAGGAACACUUUUGACAGAGUCCUUGUCGACGUUCCCUGCACUACAGACAGACACUCACUCAUGGAAGACGACAACAAUAUAUUCAAUAAGAUGAGGACCGGUGAGAGGCGAAAGCUGCCACAGCUACAGGCUGAGCUGCUGCUGGCGGGAAUCCAAGCAGCUUGUCCGGGUGGGGAGAUAGUUUACUCUACUUGUACGCUCUCUCAAAACCAGAACAUGAGUGUGGUGGAACAGGCUGUCCACGUGGCUCGAGAGGACCACGGCAUCCACCUGCAGGUAGUUGACCUGCAACCCCUCACACACAUGUUUAGGAAAACCUUUCACUUCGCUCCAGACAUCCCUCUGGGUGAGAUGGUCAUCCCGCACUUAGCCGCUAACUUUGGGCCCAUCUAUAUGUGCAAGCUAAGGAGGCUAACAUAGACCACCACUUGGCUGAUGGACAUUUGAAUGUCGCUGCUGUACUGACUUAUGAGGUGAUCUUCUGGACUCUUCAGCCUCGGAGUCAUCGGUAGUGUAAACUGUAGCUGGCAGAGCACAGUUUUCAUUGUGGUGGUUGCUGACUGCUGAUACAAUUUGCUCAAAUGUGACUGAUUUCAGCGGUAGCAAGCAGAAACAAUCCAGCUUACGGCCAGCGUGACAUUUUAAGUGUGGGUGACUGAAGCUCAGCGAUUGUCUCGCCUUCACUCAUGCACAUUAACUUGAGGAGGAGAAACUUCAACAGGACUCAGAUGUAAAAAGGAUAAAACAUUUUUUUUUAUUUUACAGUAUUUAAGUAUGUUUUUACAGCCUUCAGAGUUCUCCCAAUCAGCAAACUGUACUAUGCUAAGAAAGCUGUAUGUUUAGGUAGUUACUUGAGCCAACUGAAGAUUUCACUUCAAUGAGAACAAGAGUCGUUUUUCUCUUAAAGGAACAGUUCACCCAAAAUUGAUCAUUCUUCUUAUCUUCUCACCCUCAUUGCAGUGCAAAGUCGGUUGAGGUUUCUUAGUCCACGAAACAUUUCCUGGAGCUUUACAGUAAAACAUUGUUGCGGCAUUCUGCUUAACAACUGAAGUAGAUGGACACUUGUUUUAAAACUAAAUUAAAUGACUAAAUAUAACUCGUCUCUUGUAGUCGAAGUCUCAGGAAGCCUCAAGAUCCCAAACUGACGGGAAAAGACAUUAUUUACCUGUUUUAUUUACCUGUUUUUUGUGUGUUUUUUUUUAAUGCUGAAAUUGUCACUGUACCUGCCAGGCUGAAAGAGUUGGAAGUGGGUGCACAUGCUUUACAGCACUUUAACGGUUAAAAGAUAUUUUCAUAUUAAUUUGGGAUCUCUGGGCUUCAGGAGACUUGGAUUACUCCAGACAAGCUGUAUACAGGGAAGUCAAUCACAGCUGAGGUCCAGAGGGGUCAGUCUAUAUAAUGACUCCAUAGUGUCUCAUGUUUUUUGUAUUAGAAUGGCCAGGAUACUUUAUAAUUCAUAUUCAUUAACAACAAGUGACAACAGUUGAAGAACAUUUUGCAUGACAAAUAUUUAGAGCCUUCUUGUCAAUUAGGCAUAUCUGAUACAUUAAUUUCGCUCUGUCUUUGACUCAAAAAACAUUGUGUCUGUUUGUCCCACUGAAAUGAGAUCUAAUCACAAAUCAAUUAACUUAUUAAAUGAAGUCACCUAUUUAUCUCAGGUUACAUAAUCUGUUGAAGAAAAUACAGACUAGACAAUAGACAAUAGAGUUUAUCCAGAUGUUGGGCCAAAUAAAGUGUCUUGUCAGUUAAAACUCUCAUUCGACAACAACAUUUGGACACAGUUGUCCUUUGCGUCAACCAGCUGUCUUUUAAUUGUAGUUUUAUUGUUGCCCUGCAGGUGGCGACAGUGGCUAAAAUUGAAAGCGUCCUGUACGUUUUGCGUCCACUAGAGGGCGCUAACAAGUCAGUGAAGGACCUCCAGUGUGUCCCCCUGCACUGUGUCAGAAUCAUGGAGAUGAAUAUUUCAGGGCGGCGAGUCACGUCACUGAAACACAAAUUUCCAUCAGAAUUACCUGCUCUCUUUAACUGUCCAAUGGAAAUGGGCUUGGCUUGUUCCCCAGUUAUUCAUCAGGUUUGAUGGCUCUGCCUAAUAACGCGAUAUGUCGAAGGUAUAAUGAACAGGCAGGUAAUGACUUCUUUGACCAUUUGGCUUCCCACAUCUGAAUCUGUGCAACUUUCAUUAUUAGAGCUGGGAUUGACUCCGUUUUGCAUUGACAUCACUCAGAGGUGAAAUGUUUCCUCUUAUCACGAGCUAAUGUGAGCGGAGAGGUGCCUCUUUUUCCAUCACACCGCCGAUGACCCUUUAUGUUGUCCUGGCCGGGCAAUGUAGCGUGAAAAAGGUAUAUAUGUGGGUGUGUGUGUGUGUGUGUGUGUGUGUGUGUGUGUAUCUAACGAGUCCACCAUCCACAUCCCACUGUCAUUAAGCUGCUCCAAGUGCAGGAGCUGACUCCCAUCCCCGUGCAGGGACGGACGGCAGCCAUGCGGCUCCCAGAUGAACAUUAAAGAGGCAGCAGAGAGCUAAAAUGGGACGUCUCGCCCUGUUUUUGCCCCUCCGCUUUUUUAUUCCACAGAUGAGUGCAGAUAAUUUUCUGUGCGAUUGUGAGUGAUUACUGUAUUACUGCGGCAAAAGGGGGAUGUAUCUGGGAAUGCAGAGGGAAUUAAUGACACAUAAAAACUAUUUUUGUAUUGAGUGCUCUCGUCUCCAGGGCCUUGAAUGCCUCUUCGCACAUCUUGUGAUUACCUAAACGUAUUGUAAAUAUGUGUUUCCUAUGGGCUCUUCCAUAAAUUUACAUGUUUUAACACUCAGGAGACGGCAGACUGUUAGAGAUGAGUUACUCACUAUUCCGCCCGUCUAUAGACUCCACCGGCUGUCUCCUUUUAUUAUUGAAUUAGCCAAUGAACCGCUGUGCAUUUGUGUCCCUGUGUGUAAGCCUGUGUUAGGGAGACAUAUGCUGUGUAUUAGAAAGAUGAAUCUUAUGGAUUUAACUACACAACCGUGCUUCUGUUGUGUUUCCGAAUGCAAUUUGAAUGUUGUUUUUUUUCUAUAUAAUAAACAUGCAAAACACUGUAA